AUGGCAAGCCCUUCGGUUAUGACGCCCAUCAAGCGUCGUGAUGGUCUUUUCUCGACCCGUUUCGCUGGUGGCCGCGCCCCCUUGACCCCCUCGCCUCAGACCCCCAAGCAGCAGAACUUUGUGCUCGACAAGGACGAGUCGAUCCACCGCGGCAACCUCUUCCCCCGCUUCUCGCGCUCAAUCUCAAAAACCAACGUCCGCGACUCGCCAAAGUCCAACAUUGCCAGACACGUCGCCAACAACUCUCCUCGCCGUCUUGAGCUCGGUGUCAGCGACUGGAACUUGACCGGCACUGGCCCUUCAGCCUCCAACAAGGCUACUCCCUCGAGAACUCGCAACCUUAAGACCGUCAAGACUGGAAAGACCAAGAUCAGCUACACCUCGGCUGACCGCUUCAUCCCCAGCCGCACCAACUCGGACGCCAUCACCAACUCUGGCGUUAACAAGAUUGAGAAGAAGGACCACUCUCGCUCAAAGUCCUCGGCCGAGUCUGUUCUCGCAGGUGCUGCUUCUGCUUCUUCUGCCUUUGACCUUGGCAGACGUUCGACCCACGACGAUGAGAUUGAUGCUGCCCUCGGCCUUGAUGGCCUGAACCUGGACGAUGACAACGACGACAAGACCUACAACAAGCCUUCGCCCAAGACCGCCGCCUACCAGGACGAGAUCGCCAAGGCCUGCGACAUCUCGCUUGGCCAGAGAAUCCUCGCCUUCAAGCCUGCCGCUCCCGAGUCUUCCAGACCCAUUGAUCUGCGCUCGCAGUACAACCGUCCUCUCAAGCCUGCUGCCGCUGCCACUCAGUUCCGUCGCCGUGUCGCAACCGCCCCCGAGCGUGUCCUUGACGCACCUGGCCUUGUUGAUGACUACUACCUCAACCUUCUUGACUGGUCUUCGGGCAACCAGGUUGCCAUUGGUCUCGAGCGUUCGGUCUACGUUUGGUCUGCCGAGUCUGGCGAGGUCAACUCUCUCCUCGAGUGCCCUGCCGACACGUACAUCUCGUCUGUUAAGUGGAGUCAGGAUGGCGCUUACGUCGCUGCUGGCCUUGGUACGGGUGAGGUCCAGAUCUGGGACGUCGAGGAGGGCUCCAAGCUCCGCAGCAUGUUCGGCCACGACACCCGCGUUGGUGUCAUGGGCUGGAACAAGCACCUUCUUUCCACCGGUGCCCGCUCCGGCCUCGUCUACAACCACGAUGUUCGCAUUGCCCAGCACAAGGUCGCCGAGCUCGUCUCGCACACUGGCGAGGUUUGCGGUCUCGAGUGGCGCCCCGAUGGUGCUCAGUUGGCCACUGGUGGCAACGACAACCUCGUCAGCAUCUGGGAUGCUCGUUCGCUCAACGCACCCAAGUUCCAGAAGACCAACCACAAGGCUGCCGUCAAGGCUCUUGCCUGGUGCCCUUGGCAAUCCAACCUCCUCGCCACUGGCGGUGGUUCUCACGACCGUAUGAUCCACUUCUGGAACACUACCUCUGGCGCCCGCACCAACAGCAUCGACACUGGCAGCCAGGUUACCUCCCUCAAGUGGAGCACCUCGUACAAGGAGCUCGUCAGCUCGUCUGGCUUCCCCGACAACUCGCUGAGCAUCUGGUCUUACCCUACUCUGGUCAAGAACGUCGAGAUCCCCGCUCACGAGUCUCGCGUGCUUCACUCUUGCCUUUCUCCUGACGGUCAGAUGCUCGCGACUGCGGCUGCUGACGAGUCUCUCAAGUUCUGGAAGGUGUUCGAGAAGAAGGCUGGUGCCUCUUCUGCUGGCGCAUCGGGUGCUGCCUCGGCUAAGGCAUCCCUCACCAAGACUACCACCAUCAGAUAA
This is a messenger RNA of Aureobasidium vineae, 1803 nucleotides long. NCBI's taxonomy places the organism in Eukaryota, Fungi, Ascomycota, Dothideomycetes, Dothideales, Saccotheciaceae. The record is from the annotation of a GenBank genome assembly.